Messenger RNA from Oncorhynchus kisutch (coho salmon), 2286 nucleotides. It is a transcript of the gene supt20h, whose product is annotated as SPT20 homolog, SAGA complex component. The record is from RefSeq and is a predicted model, not a curated record. Lineage: Eukaryota; Metazoa; Chordata; Actinopteri; Salmoniformes; Salmonidae. Gene Ontology annotation, molecular function: transcription coregulator activity. Gene Ontology annotation, biological process: regulation of transcription by RNA polymerase II. Gene Ontology annotation, cellular component: SAGA complex.
GGGUUCCGCCCACUACCUUAACCGGAAGUUUAGCUUUUGUUGUCACACUGGAAGAAAAUGGCUGCUGCUGGUUUGAAUGGUCGCUAUAUGGAGGUGACGGUGUGGGGCUAAGGACAGCUAAGUCUCCUGCUGACCAUCACUCACCCAAAUACCGGUUGGCAGACCACAAUGCAACACGUUUUGGAAUAUGCAUUGGAUCGGGCUGAGUACAUUGUUGAAAGUGCCCGUCAAAGGCCAGCGAAGAGGAGAGCCUCAUCCGGAGGGAAGAAGAGUUUAUACCAGAAACUAUACGAACUCUACAUCGAAGAGUGUGACAAAGAACCAGAGCUCAAGAAGCUGCGUAGGAAUGUGAACCUACUGGAGAAGCUAAUGUGUCAAGAGUCAGUGUCGUGUCUGGUCGUCAACCUCUACCCUGGCAACCAGGGAUACUCCCUCAUGCUCCGCGGCAAGAAUGGAUCUGACUCUGAGACGAUCCGUUUGCCGUAUGAGGAAGGCCAGCUGUUGGAGUACCUGGAUGCUGAGGAGCUUCCUCCUAUCCUGGUGGAUCUCUUAGAGAAGUCCCAGGUGAACAUCUUCCACUGUGGCUGUGUGGUAGCCGAGGUCCGAGACUACAGACAGUCUGGCAACACUAAGAUGCCCUCCUUCCAGAGCAGACACGUCCUGCUACGGCCCACCAUGCAGACACUGAUCUGUGACGUCCAUGCCAUGACCAGUGACCACCACAAAUGGACUCAGGAUGAUAAGUUCCAGUUGGAGAGCCAGUUACUGCUGGCCACAGCUGAUCCUCUGUGUCUGGAUCCAUCUAUCUCUGUCACCUGUACAGCCAACCACCUGCUCUAUAACAAGCAGAAGAUGAACACUCACUCUAUGAAACGUUGUUUUAAGCGUCACUCUCCGGCGUUGAACCGUCAGCAGGAGCUGUCCUACCUGCCCAUGCCCCCCCAGCUGCGUCUCUAUGACUACCUGCAGAGGAGGAAGGAGAGGAAGCCGGCCCCCUCGAUAGACCUGAAGAUCUCCAAGGCCGGAAACUGUGUGGACAUGUGGAAGCAGAGCAACUGCCAGCUGACUGUCCCCAAGGAGAUUGAUGUGGAGAAAUACGCAGUGGUGGAGAAGUCUGUGAAGCUGGAGGAAUCUCAACCCACUGUAUGGCCUGCAGAGGAAGUGAUAGAUGACUAUACGUUUGAGUGUGAGGUUGGGGGUAAGACCCAGAGGACCAAGGUGUCCAUCUUCCAGUCGGUGGGCGACCCUCUGGUCUACGGAAAAAUCUACUGCGACAAACAACCCAAAGCUGAGGAGGACAGCAGCGACCUUCAGAUCCUACACCCAUCUUUCCUAAUAGGCUCAAAGAUAGAUGCCAGUCGGUUCCUGUCCCAGUAUAAGGGUGUGUAUGAGUCAGACGUGAAGUGCCAGGUGAAGAUGUCUCAUAACUCAGGAUUCGUGGGACGGAACCGGCUCUCACCCAGCAGAGAGACAGAGGCGGAUGGUCUAUCAGCCCUGGUUCAGUCGUCAGGUGUGUUGGGGAAGGGGGUGAAGCACCGGCCUCCCCCUAUCAAACUACCCUCCGCGUCGGGCAGCAGCUCCACGGGUAACCUGUAUAGUUCAGCCCAGGCUACCAGUGGUCUCCUUAAGUGUCCUACGCCCCUCCCAGGAACAGGCCCCGGCUCAGCCAAGCCCCAGUCACUGAGUAGGAAGCACUCUGUGGAGCUGGGGCAGGGGUUACAGCUGGGGGGGCAGUUAGGACAGGUGGGGUUGUUGUCCCCGGUAGCCCUAUCUCCCAUGGGGACAACACAGAGAUCGGGGACCCCCAAACCCUCCACCCCCACCAGCACCCCAUGUUCCACCCCUCACCCCCCCGACUCCCUCCUCUCCCUCUGUCCCCUCCCGUCCUCUGUCACCCCCACCCCCCUGGAGCCCCAGGCCCUCCUGGCUCCGUACCCUCAGCAGCAGCUGUCCCUGUCCCAGGCUUUGCCUGUCAUGACCAUCCCUCUUCCCACCAUGGGAACCUCCAUCACAACAAGGACCAGCUCCUCUCAGGUCAUGGCUAACCCUGCUGGACUCAACUUCAUCAACGUGGUGGGAUCUGUCUGCAGUCCCCAGACUCUGAUGAAUUCUAGUCAAAUGUUGGGUCCUGGUCUCAACCUGAGUGGUCUAGGAGGACUGAUGCCUACCAUGCAACCAACCACACAAACAGGGAGUCCAUUUGGUUUGAAACACUAGUCCAGGCCUUAGACCCCUCAACCUGCUACAGGUACCACUUCCUCCUCCUCCCCUCCUCCUCUCUCUCUC